Molecule: messenger RNA, 717 nt
Organism: Chlorella variabilis
Lineage: Eukaryota; Viridiplantae; Chlorophyta; Trebouxiophyceae; Chlorellales; Chlorellaceae
Exons: 5
Coding region: 1-717 (238 amino acids)
Biological process (GO): intracellular copper ion homeostasis; mitochondrial respiratory chain complex IV assembly
Cellular component (GO): mitochondrial inner membrane
Molecular function (GO): copper ion binding; copper chaperone activity
Source: RefSeq, a predicted model, not a curated record
AUGUCUGUGCGUCGCCGAUCGGCUUGUCUCGCUGCCCUGCAUAGCCUAACCUGCUGUGGUCCUGCCUGUACCACCCUGCAGCCUGUGUCUUACUUGAGCCUCGGCAUGACGGUGGGCACGGGUGCGGGGCUGCUUUGGUGGUACAACCAUGAGAAGGAGAAGAAGCUGGAGGAGAUAACGCGGGAGGGCAAGUCGUCGGUGGUGGUGGGCCAGGCAGCAAUAGGCGGCCCCUUUGACUUGAUAGACCACACUGGCAAGCGGUUCACGGACAAAGACUUGCUGGGCCGCUUUGCGCUGCUCUACUUUGGCUUCACCUGGUGCCCAGACAUCUGCCCCGAGGAGCUGGAGAAGAUUGCGGCGGCCACAGACCUGACGGAGAAGCUGAGCGGCGUGCAGGUGGUGCCCGUGUUUCUGUCGGUGGACCCACAGCGUGACGGCGUGGAGCAGGUGCGCGACUAUGUCAAGGAGUUCCACCCACGCAUGAUUGGGCUGACGGGUCCAUACGAGCGGGUGGGGGAGGCGGCCAAGGCGUACCGCGUGUACUUCAGCAAGACGCAGGACAGUGAGGACGACUACCUGGUGGACCACUCCAUCAUCACGUACCUCAUCAACCCAGAGGGCAAGUUUGUGUCCUUCUACGGCAAGAACUUCACGGCGGAAGAGAUGGCCAAGAGCAUUGCCAGCCACGUGCAGCGGUGGGAGGCGGACCACAAGUGA